Paramecium tetraurelia is the source of this 1029-nucleotide messenger RNA. RefSeq lists its product as uncharacterized. Lineage: Eukaryota; Ciliophora; Oligohymenophorea; Peniculida; Parameciidae. The record is from RefSeq and is a predicted model, not a curated record. The transcript has a single exon. Gene Ontology annotation, biological process: negative regulation of cell growth.
AUGUAUUAGAUUGUUUGGAUUGUAAUAUAAAAACAGUUUGUGUAAAAUGUACAAGUUGCUAAAAUAUUAAGUAAUAAAUUUUGGCUAUGCCUUAGAUUUUUUAAAUACGGAGACCUCAACACAAUAACACAAUGUAUUUGUGGGGCAAAGCAAAGAAUAUUUGAAUGCUUGUUUUGUAAAUGUCCUUAAGCAAUUAAUGGGGGGAAUCUAAAAUAAAGUUCAAGAAUCAUUUGUUUCUCUUGCAAAAAUGGUUUUUACAUUGUAAAUUGUCCUGGAUGCAAAAAUAUGAAAAUACUGAAUAAUGCGAACGAGAAGAAUUACUGCGAAAAUUGCAAUUCACAUUUUUAGAUUGAUGAUUGCAAAAUUUGUUAGGAGGAUGCGUUUUCAAGAGAUUUAGUUGAACCCUUCAUAUUCAGAUGCUCAAAUAAUCAUCAAUAUUAAAGACUCAUAUGUUUGCAUUGCAAAAAACCAAAUAAAUUAAAUAUUACUAACAAUAAAAGCUAUUUGUGCCAACAUUGCAAUACUAAAAUGAAACAAAUUUCAUGUCUGUGUGGUUAGAAACAGAUAAUGAGAAGGGCUGAAAAUAAUUAACUUUAACGAUUUAAUUGCUUAGGCUGCAGAUUGGACUAUCUAAUUCUGAAAUGUAAUACCUAAGAUUGUCUUGGAGAGCUUCUCAAAUUAGAUAGACCUCAAAUGAGACCUUCUGAAUUUGGACCAUUCAUUGAAAUUGUGAAUUCCAUAUGUUUCUAAUGUAAAAUAGAACAAUUUAUCCCUUCGUGUUUAAGGUGUAAUAUGCUACAGGAACCAUUCAGUCUACAAAUGAAUAAACCAACUAGGUGUAAAGGAUGCUAACAAGAAUUUAUUGAUUCCAAAUAUCGUGAAUGUGUUGUUUGUGUUAGUCAUCUAGCAGAUUCAAUACUCAUGCCUUGCAAACAUGUUUGUGUUUGCAAUUCAUGCCUGUAAGGCCUUACUUUUUGUCCUAUAUGUCGAAGGGAUAUAAAAGAUAGAUUUAAAAUUUUCUUAAAUUGA